ACUUGGAAGCAUAGAAGAAAUCCUCCCCAGCCUCCCCAAGCACAUCACUGUUUGGGGAAUGAAGGACUCCGUUCCACAAGGUGUAGUUUCACUCCAAGAAAAGCUGAGCCUGGCCUCUGAUGAGCCAGUGCCAACAAGGCAUCAUGUCACCUCAAGCCUCAAGUCUACCUGCCUCUAUAUUUUUACCUCUGGAACAACAGGUCUACCCAAAGCAGCCGUGAUUAGUCACUUGCAGGUGUUGAAGGGAUCUCUCGGGCUGUGGGCUUUUGGCUGCACAGCUGAUGACAUUAUUUAUUUAACCCUCCCUCUGUAUCAUAGUUCAGGGGCUCUCCUUGGAAUUGGUGGCUGUAUUGAGUUGGGUGCUACAUGUGUAUUAAAGAAGAAAUUCUCUGCAAGCCAAUUUUGGAAUGAUUGCAAGAAGUACAAUGUGACUGUGUUUCAAUACAUUGGAGAACUCUGCCGUUAUCUAUGCAAACAGCCUCAGAGAGAAGGGGAAAGGGACCAUCAGGUGCGUUUGGCAGUUGGAAACGGUAUGCGAAGUGAUGUGUGGAGACAGUUUUUAGACAGAUUUGGAAAUAUUAAAAUGUGCGAAUUUUAUGGUGCCACUGAAGGAAACAUAUGUUUCAUGAACCACACGGGGAAGAUUGGAUCCGUUGGGAGAACGAACUUCUUUUACAAGCUUAUUUUUGCUUUUGAGUUGAUAGAGUAUGACUUCCAGAAAGACGAACCAGUGAGGAACGAACAAGGCUGGUGUCGCCGUGUGAGAAAAGGAGAACCGGGGCUUCUCAUUUCUCAUGUGAAUACGAAGAAUCCUUUCUUUGGCUAUGCUGGCUCUUACCGGCACACGAAAAGCAAGCUGCUCUUUGAUGUUUUUAAGAAGGGAGAUGUUUACUUCAAUACAGGAGACCUAAUGGUCCUGGAUCACGAGAACUUCCUUUAUUUUUGGGACCGUAUUGGAGACACUUUCAGGUGGAAAGGAGAAAAUGUUGCAACCACAGAGGUAGCUGAUGUGAUCGGGAGGUUGGACUUCAUUCAGGAAGCAAAUGUGUAUGGGGUGCCUGUGCCAGGUUAUGAAGGGAAAGCAGGGAUGAUUUCUAUUAUUAUAAAACCAAACAAGUCUUUAGACUUAGACAAAAUGUACGACCAAGUUGUAACAUCUCUACCAGCUUAUGCCUGCCCACGGUUUUUAAGAAUUCAGGAUAAAAUGGAGACAACAGGGACUUUCAAGCUGCAGAAGAUACAAUUGGUGGAAGAAGGAUUUCAUCCACUGAAGAUUUCUGAUCCGCUUUACUUUAUGGAUACCUUGAAAAAAGCUUAUGUUCCAUUGACCAAAGAAAUUUAUAAUCAGAUAAUGUUAGAGGAGCUUAAACUUUAAGACUAUUUUUAUGGGACUUCAAUGCCUUCCUGGGAAAGAUGAAGGAAGAUACAUGAUCUUUGAUUGACCACCAGAGUUUUUUUUAUGAAAAAUAACCUUUUUUAUUUUUUAUUUAUGAAAGGGAGAGUUCCUUUCAUAAGUCAAUCAUGAGUUGAAAAUAUCAUACACAAAGAAUGAAUUUGAUAUACCUAAGCUCUCAAGAUCCAUAUAUCCCAGCACAGUGAGCCAUGAGAUAUGAGAUAUUCAUCCCAUGGUCAUGUGACUGAUGGGGGGAUGCUGCUCACAGCCCCUGUCUGGGAUCCCCAGAAAGCAGCCUACAGCAUAGCAUAUGGUCACAAUUCAAAGUACAGUGUUUCUGGGUACAUUUGGGAAGUAAAACCGAACAGGCCAUAGUGUUACCACACGACUCUUGGACUGCAGGCAAUGUGGUGUUUUACUCUGAAACAGAGAUGGAGAAGUAGAGUUCAGUUUGUACCACAUUCCCUUCACAGACAAAAGUUCCUUGAGUUUAAUAAGGCUUCAAUGGCUUCAUCUCAUAUAAAUUUCAGCUCAUUUUUUUUUUAAAUUAGAAGAUUCAGUACAUAACUAAAUACUUGCCUUAAUUUUGAAGAUUUUAAAUAAUCUGUAAGUAGUUAACAGUUAAUCACUUAAAAUACUUUCUAAUAUGUAAAGAAUCGAAUUUUAAAUGGAUAGUAAAACUUUUAAUCAGUUUAUUUUUUUGUGUUUUAACUUGUUACUCAAUAAAACCAUCUUUAAUAAUAUGUGA
This is a messenger RNA of Peromyscus leucopus (white-footed mouse), 2141 nucleotides long. RefSeq names its product long-chain fatty acid transport protein 6. Lineage: Eukaryota; Metazoa; Chordata; Mammalia; Rodentia; Cricetidae. The record is from RefSeq and is a predicted model, not a curated record. The coding region runs from base 59 to 1375 and encodes 438 amino acids. Gene Ontology annotation, molecular function: long-chain fatty acid transmembrane transporter activity; long-chain fatty acid-CoA ligase activity. The transcript is spliced from 9 exons.